Messenger RNA from Pyrgilauda ruficollis (rufous-necked snowfinch), 1195 nucleotides. RefSeq names its product C-C motif chemokine receptor 7 (gene CCR7). Gene Ontology annotation, cellular component: membrane. The transcript is spliced from 3 exons. The record is from RefSeq and is a predicted model, not a curated record. Gene Ontology annotation, molecular function: chemokine (C-C motif) ligand 21 binding; chemokine (C-C motif) ligand 19 binding; C-C motif chemokine 19 receptor activity. The coding region runs from base 71 to 1195 and encodes 374 amino acids. Gene Ontology annotation, biological process: immune response; inflammatory response; G protein-coupled receptor signaling pathway. NCBI's taxonomy places the organism in Eukaryota, Metazoa, Chordata, Aves, Passeriformes, Passeridae.
CUGGGGAGGCAGAGCUGGAGUGGGUGAUGCUCUCGUUACCUCUGUGACCGGAUCCUGCUGGAACCACACCAUGGAUGGGGGCAAGCAGCUAAAGGUCACCCUUGUUUUCAGCCUGCCGUUCGUUUUUCAGUUCUGUGCCGGGGACAAUGUCACUGAUUACUACGACUCCAACAGCACCAUUGACUACAGCAUGUUCGAGUCCCUGUGUGAGAAGGAGGAGGUCCGAAACUUCCGUGCUGCCUUCCUCCCGGCCAUGUACAGCAUCAUCUGCCUCAUGGGGCUGCUGGGGAAUGGGCUGGUCGUGCUCACCUACAUCUACUUCAAGAGGCUGAAGACCAUGACAGACAUCUACUUGCUGAACCUGGCUGUGGCAGACAUCCUCUUCCUGCUGACCCUUCCCUUCUGGGCCACGAGCGCGGCCACGCACUGGCUUUUUGGGAGCUUGGCCUGCAAAGCUGUCUACUGCAUCUGCAAAAUGAGUUUCUUCAGCGGGAUGCUGCUCCUCCUGUCCAUCAGCAUCGACAGGUACUUCGCCAUCGUCCAGGCAGCCUCAGCCCAUCGCCUGCGUCCCCGCAUGAUAUUCAUCAGCAAGGUGACCUGCGGCCUCAUCUGGCUCCUGGCCUUCAUCCUCUCCAUCCCUGAGCUGGUUCACAGUGGUGUGAACAACUCAGAGAGCAAUCCCCGGUGUUCCAUCAUUGCUAAUGACUUGCAGACCUUCAACACCAGCAUCAAAGUGUCCCAAAUGGUGUUUGGCUUCUUAAUUCCCCUGCUGGUCAUGUCUUUCUGCUACCUCAUCAUCAUCAAAACGUUACUCCAGGCCCGCAACUUUGAGAAGAACAAAGCCAUCAAGGUCAUCAUCGCCGUGGUCAUCGUCUUUGUCGUCUUCCAGCUGCCCUACAACGGAGUCAUGCUGGCCAAGACCAUCUCAGUCUUCAACCAGACCAGCUCAUGUGAGGAGAGCAAGAAGCUGGACGUGGCAGAUGACGUGACCUACACCCUGGCCUGCUUCCGAUGCUGCCUCAACCCGUUCCUCUACGCCUUCAUCGGCGUCAAAUUCCGCACCGACCUCUUCAAGCUGCUGAAGGAGCUGGGCUGCCUGAGCCAGGAGCGCCUCUGGCAGCUCACCUCCUGCCGCGACAGCAAGAGGACCUCCUUCGCCAUGGAGACAGAGACAACCACCACCUUCUCCCCGUGA